GAAGCCGCCCGCGCCUUCCUCGCCGCCUUCACCCCCCUCACCCCGGCCGCCUUCCGCCCGCUGCUCUCCCCCACCUACCACCACUCCUUCGCCCCGCCCUCCGUCGCCAUCCACGCGCCCUUCACGCGCGACGCCUUCCUCGCCCACGUCGCCAGCAUGGCCCGCGUCAUGGCGUCCUUCCCCGUCACGGCCACCGAGAUCUUCGAGGACCCGGCCAGGAACGCCGUGGUGGCGUUCGCGACGAGCGAGGUGGUGUGGCGGGGGGAGGUGCUGGAGGCGUUCCGCGCGGAGGGGCUGGAGGAGGAGGGGUGGCGGUAUGAGGGGACGUAUGUGUUUGCGUUGGAGUUUGAUGCGCAGGGGUUGGUGGAGCGGGUGGUGGAGUUUGUGGAUAGUGAGGGGACGGGGAGGGCGAGGGGCUUGAUUGGGAGGGCGUUGGGGUUGGUGGGGGAAAAUGAG
Molecule: messenger RNA, 456 nt
Organism: Mytilinidion resinicola
Lineage: Eukaryota; Fungi; Ascomycota; Dothideomycetes; Mytilinidiales; Mytilinidiaceae
Exons: 1
Source: RefSeq, a predicted model, not a curated record